ACUAAGAAGCUGUCACGUGUUAUUUUAAUGUAGGAAAUCAAAAACAAGGCAAGGCAAUGAGGGCAGCAAGGAACUAAGCUUAUAGCUGCUUCAAACAACCUAUAAAGCCUACUCUGAAGUGUUGGAUCUAUCAAUAAAGCUCCACUGAUUUUGUAGAGGAAGCUCUUUGGAGGUGCAAAGGGUCAAACCCUGCUCAAUAUUGUCCUGGAAUGUCUGAUCUCUCCUCCACCGUUAGCCCCCGGGGCCAUGGCCCUCCAGCCCCACCCCCUCGUCAUCCCGGCCUGUCGCUAAGCAGCUGCCCACCCCUCCCCCCUCGAGUGGCCCCUCGUAGAGCCUCGGACGUCCCCACUCCACCACGACUGUCCUCCAACAGACCAGUGAUAAGUCGAGCUCUGACAGUGGACGAUGAGAUUGGCUAUGGUCAUCACAAUAGGAACUCUCCGAUGACUCCACCACACCCCUCUAUGGGAGGAUCUGCCCCGCCCACUCCCAGUCGCCCCAUGGCCACUCCUCGCAAGACGAGUAUCGGCACACCCUUCGCUAGAGGGUCAUUGUCUGGCCCAGUAGUGCAUCCGGAACAGGAUAUGUACGUGACUACGGAUCAGUUUGCCCCCAACUCGUACCACCCCACCCCCUCCCCCUCUGUGGGGGGUGUGCAGGCCGCACCCAUGCAGACACAGGACUGGUACUGGCCAGACAUCUCUAAAGAGGAGGUGACGGAGAUCAUGAAGGACAUGCCUGACGGAGCCUUCCUGGUACGAGACGCUGCACGGGUACCUGGCUACUACACUCUCACACUACGCAAGAGCGGCGUGAAUAGACUCAUCAGAAUCAUGCACCGUGACGGUCACUAUGGUUUCGCCGAGCCCCUAGAGUUCCCGUCAGUCAUGGCACUCAUAGACUACUAUCGCACGCACACGCUCGCCCCGUAUAGUCCAAAGUUGGAUAUUACUCUGGGGAUUGCUGUGUCUAAGGACGUGUGGUUACAGGCGAAGAUGCCAGACGUGGGGGAGAACGGUGGGAGAGAGUCUGAGGUGACGGUUGAGAGGAUGAUGGAGACAUUGCGUAACCUGGAGAUAGAGUUGAAGGAGAUGAGUACAAAGUACAACUCACUCAAGCAGCAGUUCGAGGCGACCAAUGAGGAGAUCCGCAACAUGCGUAUCGACAUUGCUGCUCAGAAAGAGAUCAUCACGAUCAUGGAGGAUGGGCUACAGGAGCAUGAGAGACACCACGCACAGUGCAGCCAGACACAGAAAGCAUCGUUAUUAGCGAAUUUUGACCUCCUCCGCCGACGUUACCGUAUCCAGAGAGACAGUCACGAUGAUCUCAACCAGAGGCUACGCCGCUCGGAGCUCACCAAGAACUAUCUGGACAUGGAGCUCAACAACCUCAAGCCUAGCCUCAAGAGAUCACAGGCCGAAAAGGGCACGAUACUCAGGUUUCUCCAGCAGCGUGGUUGGCGUAACGAUGAGAUCAAUGCUCGUAUUGAGCGUAUUGAGGCUGACUCUAGUGGAGUGGAGGAGGACGAGGGACUCUACGCCACCUACGCCAUGCUGCACACCUAUCGCAAUGAGUCCGACUACCAGCGGAUAUCCCAGGAGCUGAGAGAGCGUGGUGGGAAGAGACCACCCCCUCUGAGAGAGGACGACCCUCGGAGAGUGGGAGGGGCCAGACCAGAGACCACCAUCACUACCCCACCGCGUGCCCUCCCCCCUGGUCCGAGUGAGAAGCCCCCUGCCAUGAGACCGAGGGUGGCCACAGUUGCACAGUUACCACCACCCAGGGUCGUCGACUACCCUCACUUCAAUUCUCAACAGCUGAUCAGCUACAAGGAUCUGAAGGUGUCACGUGACCUGCCGCACUUUUUAGAGUCAGCCUGGAUGAACCCAAGCAUCUCGAGAGAUGGUUCUCGAGACAUGCUCACUGGUAAAUCCAACGGGACCUUCCUGGUUCGACCUAAGGGUAAUGUGGAGGAGUCCUCAACCAUGCCUUGUCACACACACACCAUCGACAUUGUAGAUGGAGGCAGGUUCAAGAGGAUCCCUGUGUACAGAGACCCUGCUGGGGGGUACGGAUUUGCAUCACCAUUCGAAUUUGACUCUCUGCUCAGUUUAGUUCUGUACUAUGCCACCAACACGAUGGAGAAACACAACCCUGAACUGGAGACAAUGCUUAAAUACCCUGCAUUCCAUGUGGACAGGGGCCGUUAGUAACUGAACUAGCAGCUGUACAGUAUUGUAUGUGUAUAGUGUAGGAUUCUUUUUCUGUGGGUGCAUGUACACUUUUUUGAUGUGUGGAAAUU
Messenger RNA from Halichondria panicea, 2302 nucleotides. Its product is annotated as phosphatidylinositol 3-kinase regulatory subunit gamma-like. Gene Ontology annotation, cellular component: phosphatidylinositol 3-kinase complex. The record is from RefSeq and is a predicted model, not a curated record. Lineage: Eukaryota; Metazoa; Porifera; Demospongiae; Suberitida; Halichondriidae. Gene Ontology annotation, molecular function: 1-phosphatidylinositol-3-kinase regulator activity. Gene Ontology annotation, biological process: phosphatidylinositol phosphate biosynthetic process. Bases 210 to 2210 code for a protein of 666 amino acids. The transcript is spliced from 14 exons.